AUGGGAUAUAGAAGGCCCAGAAAAGAUGCAAAAAUUUCCCUCGCUUCUGAUCUACACCAGACUUUAUCGAAUGUCAAGCCCGGUCCCCUCCCUGAAGCUAUGAACACAUCAGAUGGUUGGCUUCAUUUAACUGAAGAAAGCGGCAUUCGGUCGCCAAUAAAGCCGCAUGCAUCUGACUAUUUCGACGUUGGUAAUUAUGGAAGCAUAGGGAACUCCAGACCUCAGCUAAAAGUUGAUACUCUUGACUCCCUUGCCUCGUCGAGUUGUAAUGCUGAUUUGGGCGCCGGCCAGCAAACUCUAAAACCUGAAACGAUGAGAAAUUACUAUGAUGACUUUACUUCUGUUGACUGGGUUCGAGAUUUUCUCAACAAUGUGAGCCAGCGUGAGGAAUUGUAUUCUCUAAGGGGACUAAGAGGGAAGAUUGUGAGGGGUGUCAGUUACCUGCAGGACUGGGUUCUAAUUCUAAGCGUUGCUCUGGUCUGUUCCCUCAUAGCAUAUGUUAUUGAUAAAGCUGAGGAGCUUCUCGUAGACCUUAAACGAGGCUACUGCACGUCUAACAUUUUCUUAAACCAACAUCAAUGCUGCCGCAGCUUUACCUGUGGAGCGUGGAAGCUCUGGCCGGAAGUUUUCAAAGCUAGUGGGAACGGCAUGGCUCGGUUAGAUUUUUUAAUUUAUACCGUACUGAGCAUCGGGCUUGCUUUACUGGCUUGUCAGAUUACACUUCAAACCAAAACCACCAAUCCACUCGCCAAGCAAGCGAAUAAUAAGAAAUUCAAGACAAUAUACAGCGCGUACGGCAGCGGUGUUCCGGAAGUUAAGACGAUCUUGUCUGGUUUCGUCAUCAGAAAAUAUUUGGGGACCAAGACGCUUAUUUACAAAUCGACCGCUUUGGUUCUUGCAAUCGCUUCUGGGAUGUCGUUAGGUAAAGAAGGACCUUAUGUUCACUUGGCAACAUGCGUCGGCAAUAUUCUGAGCCGACAGUUUCAAAAAUUUCGAAAUAGUGGAUUUGAGAGGAGAAUGAUUUUAUCAGCAGCAGCAGCAGCUGGUGUUAGCUUGGCUUUUGGUUCACCGCUGGGUGGAGUCCUUUUUUCCCUGGAGGAAGUGAGCUAUUUUCUUCCGGGGAAUCAAUUGUUUAAGUCAUUUUUCUGUUCCAUAAUGGCAAUUGUCUUUUUGAAGAUCUUAGACCCUUACGACACGGGCAAGGCCGUUCUUUUUGAAGUCAAGUAUGAAUCCGAUUGGCAAACCAUGGAACUUGUAUUAUAUGUCGUCAUUGGGGCAGCGGGAGGCAUUUUUGGGGCUUGCUUCACUAGAUUCGUCAAUUUCUGGGGCACGUGGUUUAGGCAGAAAAGUUUUAUCAAGGAAAAGCCAUUUACAGAGGUUUUUCUGGUGGCUAUUUUAACCGCGCUUCUCACUUUUCAGAAUCCGUACACAAAUAUUUCAGUUGCGGAGCUUCUCUCUAAUUUGGCGUCUCCCUGCUAUAGCUCUGGUGAUUUCACAGGACCUUCGGGUCUUUGUCCUAAUAACAAUAAUGUGCUACCUUCUGAAUUCAGUAGAUUGUUAUUCGCUUUAACAGUUAAAGUUCUGCUCACAUCGAUAACCUUUGGUAUAAAAGUUCCAGCGGGAAUUUACGUUCCCUCAAUGGUAAUUGGAGCUUUAUUCGGACGGCUUUUCGCGAUGACAUUUCAAUACUUUGGAAACAAACGUCCACAUUUGCUUAUCUUCAAGCAUAUUUGCGAUCAUACAGGCACAGAUGGUGUCUGUCUAGAUUUAGGAAUAUAUGCCAUGAUAUCUGCUGGAUCGUUUAUGGCUGGAAUCACUAGAAUGAAUAUAACCUUGGCUGUUAUCAUCUUUGAAUUGACCUCAUCGUACAACUAUGUGAUUCCAAUCUCAUUGGCCAUUGCAGUUUCCAAUUUUGUUGCUCAGUAUAUUGAGCCCAAUUCCCUUUAUGAGGACUUGAUUCGAAAGAACGACCUACCUUUUCUAAGCAACCAGAAAUUUCACAAUUUUCGUGACCAGCAAUCUUCGGGCCUUUCCGCUGUGUUAACUGAAGUAUCGUCCUCCUCGAACGAAGCAGGAAUUAUUGAUUUAGCGGAUCGUGCAUAUGUUUCCUCGAGUGAUUUGAGAUCCAUGUUAACUCACCUUCAAAAUGAAGGCUUGGUAGAUGGCUACCUUCCAAUUUUGAAAGACGGUAAAUCGAUUGGCCUUCUUCCUGCCCCAGAGUUAGAGCUCGCUUUGGAUAAGCUGGAUUACUUUUUAGAAGAAUUCAAGCUAGAGAGAGACUUUAUGAUACAACUAAGAGACGAUUUUCCAACAGACAGGAUUGGUCCAAGAAGUCUUGAACUCCAUCUGGAAAACUUGGCAGUCGAAGAGGAGUUGCUCAUUGCAGGAAAAUUAAGAAAUCUCACCGAUUUCAGGAAUAUGGUGGAAAGCAUUCCCAUCAUCUUAGAUUUUCAUUCUUCAUUAACUUUAGUUGAACUGGUUUUCACGAGGCUAGGUAGCCGCUCGAUAGCGGUAUCGAAAGAUGGACAAUUUUAUGGUUUAAUUCAUAAAAAAACUUUCAUUGAUUACUGUCGAGGAAAGGACUCUUUGUGA
Messenger RNA from Lachancea mirantina, 2592 nucleotides. Lineage: Eukaryota; Fungi; Ascomycota; Saccharomycetes; Saccharomycetales; Saccharomycetaceae. The record is from the annotation of a GenBank genome assembly.